AUGAGGGCUAUUGUUCUGCUGGCGGCCCUGUUGUGCCAGGGUGGAGCUUGGGCCUUAAGAUGCCACAACUGUACUAACACGGAGGGGAGCACGUGCUCGGGACCUACAGUCUGCCCCCGCAGCGCCCAGGCCUGCCUUUCACAGAAGCUGAGCAUGGACCUGCAUGACAAGAAGUUAACCGUGGCAGUGAAGACCUGCGCGCAGUCCUGCGAGAACCCCCCACCCACCCAACCCAGAGCUUCAGUCAAGGAGAUGCGCCUCUACCUCUACUGUUGCGAAACUGACCUGUGUAACGGAGUUGGGAACCAGGGACUAGGGGCCACCGCCAUGGGCCUGAUGCUUGUGGCUAGUGUCCUUGUCACCCUCCCAGGGGCCUUUCUGUGACCCAGAGGUGUGGGACAUGCAUGAGGCAGCCCAACUCAGGACUCCCAGACCCCGAGGCUCCCAUCCCCAUCAAGCAGUCUGUGAGCACAUCAAUGGAGGACAGAGUACAGAGGAGGUGGGGGACUAGGCAGGGUGGUCACAAAGGACCCGGCCAAUUUACCCCAAAUCUUCAAGGCCAUCAGAGGUACCCCACCCCCAGUACACCGCUGCAGAGAACCUCCCAGGGUCUUCAGCUUUUUCUGGGUGUCCUCCCCAGCCCUUCAGCUGGCAGAACCAGCCCUGCCAGAGUCCUCAGGGAGCUGCCCCCCAGCGGCGCAGAAGAGAGUUUCCUUUGCCCCCGCGGGGAGGGGGGGGCGGCGGCAGCCAGGACCUGGCUUUGGAGUGCAGAACCUGAGGCCUGACUUGUACUCCAGAGCCGCUGGUCAGGCUGGGGCUCUGCCUGCAGCUUGCCCUUCCUGUGGUGCCUCCCGUCCGUGUCUGACUCCCCCACUCCCUCACUGGUCCCCCAGAAGCCUCCGGAAUAAAAUUUGUGCCUGUGAGUCCUGCCUCAGCAUCUACUUCAAGAGAACCCAACCUGAAACCCAGCUGCGUGCCUGCCUGGCACAGGCAGAGACGUGUUCUCUGUUCUCCCCCAAGGUCUCUGGGGUAAUGCCUCCUUCCGCCUUGCGAA
Molecule: messenger RNA, 1054 nt
Organism: Zalophus californianus (California sea lion)
Lineage: Eukaryota; Metazoa; Chordata; Mammalia; Carnivora; Otariidae
Product: lymphocyte antigen 6B-like
Cellular component (GO): plasma membrane
Source: RefSeq, a predicted model, not a curated record